This is a messenger RNA of Neofelis nebulosa (Clouded leopard), 4835 nucleotides long. It is a transcript of the gene MKRN3, whose product is annotated as makorin ring finger protein 3. Gene Ontology annotation, molecular function: metal ion binding; ubiquitin protein ligase activity. The record is from RefSeq and is a predicted model, not a curated record. Bases 140 to 1624 code for a protein of 494 amino acids. The transcript has a single exon. Gene Ontology annotation, biological process: protein polyubiquitination. Lineage: Eukaryota; Metazoa; Chordata; Mammalia; Carnivora; Felidae.
AAGAGAGCAGGGGAAAAGGAAAAGAGAUGCACACUUCCCCGAAACAAGGUCCCGGUGCCGGCUGGUACCCUCCGGGCCUCUAGCCCAAAGGAAGGCACACAGGGGAAGUUCCGGUACCUUUUGGGGGGAAGAGGCUGCCAUGGAAGAGCCUGCAGCUCCCACUGAAGCCUCUGAGGCACCUGGGGCAUCUACGGGUGCCGAGGCAGCAAGGGAGGGUGCACCUGGGCCUAGUCUCCGCACACGCCCGGUCUUCCGGCAAUUUGCGGCUACAGGUCCGGCCCCCCUUCGCGCGUCACGUCUGAGGCCUGCCCAGGCUGCAGGGGGCGGGGCUGGGCCCAGUCGCAUGCAGGGCCGGAGUGGUGGCAGCUGGACGAAGCAAGUCAUCUGCAGGUAUUAUCUGCAUGGGCUUUGCAAGGAGGGGGAGAAUUGUCGCUACUCACAUGACCUCUCAGGCCAGCAGUUGGCCAGGGAGGGCCAUGGUUCACUGCCUCAGGCCUCUGCAGACCAAGGCCCUAGCACGGCUGCGCAUACUGAGACCCUGCCUCAGGAAGUGGCGAAAGCCCCCUCUGCUGCGCCUUCAUGCUCCUUGCCUGUGAUUGGCUUGGCUGCUGAAAGGGGUUUCUUUGAAGCUGAGAGAGACAAUGCAGGCCUUGAAGCUGCAGGAGGAGCCAGUGUAGAAGGCUGGGAGAAUGCUAUUGAAUUUGUACCCGGGCAACCCUAUAGGGGCCGCAUGGUCCCUUUUGUUCCCAGGGCUCCUUUACAGAGCCCAGUGACUGAGAGGGAACAGAUUGCAGUGGGCAGGGGUCAGCAGCUUUGCCGUGAUGCUGCCAUGGGGCAGUGCUUUCGUGGGGAGAGUUGUAUGUAUAUCCAUGGAGAGAUAUGCGAUAUGUGUGGGCUUCAGGUCUUGCACCCUGUGGAUGCUGUGCAGAGGGCAGACCAUACAAAGGCUUGCAUUGAAGCACACGAGAAGGAUAUGGAACUCUCAUUUGCAGUGCAGCGAAGUAUGGACAAGGUGUGUGGCAUCUGCAUGGAGGUUGUCUAUGAGAAAGUCAACCCUAGUGACUGCCGCUUUGGCAUCCUCUCCAACUGCAACCACACCUACUGUCUUAAGUGUAUCCGCAGGUGGAGGACUGACAAACAGUUUGGCAACAGGAUCGUCAAGUCCUGUCCACAGUGCAGGGUUACCUCCAACUUUGUCAUUCCCAGUGAGUUCUGGGUGGAGGAGGAGGAAGAGAAACAGAAACUUAUUCAGCAGUACAAGGAGGCAAUGAGCAACAAGACUUGCAGGUAUUUUGCUGAAGGCAGGGGUUACUGCCCAUUUGGAGAGAACUGUUUUUACAAGCAUGCAACCCCUGAGGGCCCAGGAGAGGAUCCUCAGAGGCAGGGUGCUGAGGCAUCCGGUGCUCACUGCAGUCAACUUUUGGAGCCUACUCAGGUGGGAGAGGGCGAGAUGCCCUUUAAAAGCAGUAAAAAAAAGCUUGUCAUGCUUCGGCUGGCCAAUCUGUUGUUUAAGUGUUUUCUUUCACUGGGAAAGAGUGCGUUUUUUGUUGUUUUUUUUUUCUCAGAGGACCAGUGGGACUUACUUCAUUAUAAGCUGGAAAAAUAUUCCAGUUUGAAUCUGUAGCAUUAUGCUGUGGCAUGUGGUCUAGUGUGCUAAGGCUCUGUCUGUCAUAUGCUAUUGCUUGUUUGUUGUUUAUAGACACAUCUAUCAUUUACAGGGGCUAUGGAAGCCAUUUUUACAAAGCAUUCAUCUCUGUUUUCUUGUCCAUCCUCAUUUCAGGGUUAUGCUGUUUUACUGUGGUAAACUGUAACAAAGUCCUUAAAGUUAUUGUUCGAUGAAAUGAAUAUUACUGUAGUUUAUGGUUUAUUUUGUCAUCUCUGUUUUCAACAGGAUUGAUUCAGUUCUAGUCUAGUGUUUACAGAAUUUCCACACUCAUUUUGAAGUCCCUCAAGAAUAAAUGUGACAGGGUGAAGGGAGAAGUCUUAACUGAACAAGGAGCUUUUUGCUACUACAGCCUUAAGAAAUGGACCCUCGCAGGGCCUUUGUGGUACAACUGCUCAUCUUUGUUGUUUACAUGUCCGUUCUUUCCCUCAUUCCUCUUCAAGUGCACUCUUUAACAUGUGGUUACCUUGUGGUUUUGUGUUUUACUUGACCAGAACCAAGUGCGUAUGUUUACAUGUUUUUAUCCUGUAAAGCUUGAUGUGAAAUUACUUACAUUUCAAAGUAUAUAUUUAAGAAUUAUAUAUUUGCAUAUAAAUGUGUGUAAAAGUUAUAUCUUUCAAGAUAUAUAUAAAACAUAUACACUAUCAUAUAUCUGGAAGAGCUAGAAGCUGAAAAUGGAAGGCUAAUAGUAUUUGCUGUUGUGAGUGUGAAGUGUGUAAAUGAUCUUUCUGUCCUUUUCACAGGCUUCAGUGAUUAGUAUCUAAUGAAAACAGAUAUUCAAGUGGCUGUGGUCAAAUAUAGCAGACACAGAUAAAGGACUUACAAAUUAGGACAUUGGUAAUUCCUUUGGUGGCAUCGAUAGCUCACUCUCCUAUUAUAAAUACACAAAUGUGUGUUCCCAUGCAAUUUAGCACAAUCACAUUCCUUAUAACAGCACAAUUAGCCUUGAACUCAGAUAUACAGUUCUUUGUAUUAAUAUUUUGUAUUAUCUCUUGACAUUAAAAAAGGGGCUUUUGACAAAAGUUUUCAACAUACAAAUGACAAAAUUAUGAAAGAGAAAAUAGAAUAUAAAAAUAUUGGAACCAGUCGGAAUAUAAGAGUGAAAAGAUUAAAAAAAAAGUGAAAUGUAUAAAGGAACAAAAACUAAACACAAUAGUAAUAAGGAGAUAGUAUAGCACAAUUACACUAUCAGAUUAAAUGAAAAUGGUUUAAAAACUGAAACUCAAAGAUUAUCAGACAUGAUUAAAAUAAAAAUGAAGCUAUAUGCUGUUUAAAAUACGCAUCUACAGUAUAAGAAUACAGAAACAUUAAAAGUAAUAGAAUAAAAAGCUAAAUAACAAUGCUGUGGCUUUUGUAAUAGAUAUAGUUGAUAUUAAGGAUAAACACAUUGCUGGAGAUAAAUAUGGUUGGUAUAUAAACAUAAUUUACAUGGAAGAUAAAACUAUUCCAAUUUUGUAUUCAUUUAAUAAUAUGUCAUCUGGUAAUCAAAUAAAUAAUUGAUAAGGAGAAAAAUAGAAAAUUUAAAUGGGCAAUUUUCAUACAUCUUUUCAGUAACUGAACAAGCAAAUAAAGAAUAUCAAUUGAAUAGCGCAAUUUUAAUAAUUUAUCCAGUGUAAAAUGUGUAAAAUGCUGUAUGCAUCAACUGCAGAAUUGUUAUCUUGGCUAACAUGUGGAAAUAUACCAGAUGCAUGAGUUCUAGGAGAUUCAGACUGCCCUGACUAUUCAGCAAAGACAGGGUCCAUUUGCAGUUUGUGACAUGUGCUAAGCACUCUCCAAAGCACUAAUUUAACUCCUAGACCAACUUUAUGAGGUACUUGUGCUCUAUUUUUUCUCAUAAUCCUAAUGAGGUAUAAAUGAGGUUAUAUUACUUGCCCAUAUAACUAUGACAUAUUGGAACUGCAAAUGGAACUCUGUAUUUCUACAACACAGUCACCAUGCUGCCUCUUUCCUCACCUACAUGGUCAGGACCAGCUGAAUAUUGCUAAUGGAAACACACAUGCAAUCUUUUAGUAUGAAUGGUUCAGCCAGGUGGGAAAGAGACGGACAUAAAUAAAUUCCUAGAGAAUGUGGGGCUGUGGAGCUUUAUCUGUUGGCUUGUGGACUUGGUAUUUCUUAGUCCCUUACUCAUAACAUGCUUUAGCCUCCUAUAUUUUUACACUGCCUGUUCCUUCUUACAUAAUUCCUAGUUUUAUUGGUAAGUAUAUUUUUGUCAUAUUUCUUCCAUAUUGAUUCCUUUUAUCCAAAGAAUUCACCAAUCAAGAGGCUGUAGAAGCCUCACUCUUACUGUCAUGCAGCGUGAGUGAUUCAAAACAAAAUUCAAAUAUGCUGGUUCCCCUGAGGCCACCCCAGUACUGCAGAGGAAAGAGGGCUCAGAUGACCAAACAACCAAAGAAAAGGACCACAUGGGUCACUCACAAAAACUGUACUGAGAUCAAAGUCUCAAAAAAAAAUGAGCUUUGAAUAGUGGCUAAGCUGCUCUCAAGGAGAGAUUUUUAAGUUGAGCCUGGAAAGCUUUGAAAACUUUGUCCUAGUAUACACUACCUAAUGUUGUGAAAUAGCAUGUUUUUAUUCAAAUAGCAUCUUGAACGAUCAUAAUAAAGUUAAGGAGAUACAGUGGAAUAAGAAUUAUCAGAAGAUAAAAUGAUUUUGGUGACAAAGAAUACUUACAAUCUUGACUGCUUCUUAUCAGCCAUGCAAUCUGGAGAAAGUCACUUAAAUUUUCUAUACCUCAACUUUUUUAUAUGAGAAAUGGGUACAGCACCAUCUAUUUUACAGGGUUGUUAUGAUGACCAAAUGUAAUCUGGACAAAGAACUUGAAACAGCUGGGAUUUUUAAAGUGACAUGUGUAAAAAAUAGGACUUAUGUGUGUUUGUGUACUUGAGAAGAGCUUGCACAAGAAUUAAUACUCCAUGAAGUUUUUCUCUUUGAAAUCUUUGGAACUUGUGUUAAAGUAACAUUAUUAGUUUAAGAUUUUGUGUAGCAUGGAGGCACAUUACCUUUAUAGUCAUAAUUUCAAAAAGAUGGAGUAAUUUUUUCAACCAAAGUCAUUCAGUUAAAACUAAAAAUGUGCUAUUUAAUUUCUGAUAUAUAGUAAACAACAACAAAAACAUGUAUUAUUUGUGAUGGAUGUCUAAAUAAGAAAAUAAAAAAUAAAAUGAUGUUUAAAAAAGGA